AUGCAUGCCGUAGCAUUGCGAGCUCUUCGCAUAAGCAGAUAUCCUGUUCCCAGGCAGGCAUGUCGAAUUAUCGCAGGCUGUAGAUACCCCCCUCCUCGACGCACCUUUCACCGAUCAGCAAUCUCCUACAGUACACCUGAAGACCCACCGAUUCCAGAAAAUGACAAAGGGGAGAAAACUGGCAUAGAGGAUAUCUCGAAAGUAUCUGAAGAUGCUGAGUUGGAAAAUUCGGUGGAUGUUCCGCAGGUGCCUGCGGAAGCAGAGUUGGACAACCCAGUGGCAGAAGAUCCAAUACAGCCAGUUGAUAGCAUAGAGUCUGAGCAAAGGUCUCGAGGGAGAGUCUCGGGCCGACUCCUAAGAGCAAAUCGACAAAAACAACCGGAAGGUCUGCCACCGAUUGUACUGCCGGAUUGGUAUUGGAAUAAUGUUAAAUUGGUCGGAGAGCUGCCACAGAGCGGCUCGCUCGGUGUCUACUAUGACAGUAGCGUCACAGACUCUAAGACUAGUCCGACAGAUCUUGAGGCAACUGAGAAAAUGAGCCAUGCAAUUAAAUCCAACGCGGAGUGCGACCUGCCUUCCAACGAGGAAGCAAAAUAUAGCAUGCACGUUGAUGUUUACAGGGAGAUUUUGGCAUCCAUCAGAGCAGGAUUGAAAUUACGCCCCUCACAAACGAUCUUGGAUGGUAAAAAUGUCGUGAGACCCAUUCUCCACUUGCAAUGUCCUAAAUACGGAGGGAUAAUGUACCUAGACUCUGUCGUGGAGACGAUUUCGACCAAAUUAGGAGCCGAUCUUAUACGUCUCGAUCCGGUCGACAUAGCCCAAAUUCUGGGGCCAUAUAUCGACGAGAAUCUAGCCUGGACUUCAGCGAAAGCAUCUCUUUUAGGCUACGAAACCUCGAGAAUGGCGGGCAGAUUGGAAGAUUACGAAACAGACACGAGCCCGGCGUCUGAAGAUAUAGAAGGAGGUGAGGAGGAAGACUUGUUGGGCAUGGGGAAAAAGUCUGGUCCUGCAAUUGCCUUCACGGCAGCAAACUCUUCUGAAGCACAGAAAAAGUUCUCGGCGAUUUUCAACCGAUUAAAGGGGUCACUUUCACCGGCAGCUGAUAAUAACAGGCGGUCAUCAGAUGUCGUGAUGCCAUUUGCCAAUUUCGCAGAUCCGAACUUUUCGGCUUCUAGCAAUAGUAACUCAUCCUUCAGCAACGUGAAAUCUAAUGGUGAACAGUGGAACGAUUUGAAGACUAUGGCUUUACUUGAGGCAUUGGUAGCUGGGGCCGAUUCAAAACGUCUAUCGGAGUCCUCAGGUACUGAUGCAACCAACACAAGAGACCUCAUCAUACAAGUUCGUGAUUAUAAGGAUUUGACGAGAACUUAUGAUGGAUAUAAUAUCAUCGAUAAACUGCGGACAGUGGUCACCAAACGCUGGCAGUCCGGACGCAACGUAAUCAUGAUCGGAACAAGUAUGUUGGAGCUAGGAAAAUCCGGGCUCACAGCAGCAGGUAUUCAGCAUAUCCAAUCGGACAUAGUCGAAAUCGAGAAAAGAACAAUAAUUGUCCCUCCGGAUCGAAGGCCAAAACAAGAUGAAGUAUUUGUAUCCGACGACAAGCUACACGUCCGAGCCUUGAAUAUACGACAUGUCGAGGAUAUGAUCACGAAACUCGCAGGCGAUGCAUCUAUCACUGUGAAUAUAGAGAAAGACCUCGACAGCGCAUGGGCCGACUCUGCUGGUUUAGGUGAUUCGGUUUGGCAUUAUGCUCGCGUACAAAGGCUUGCAACGACUAUUUUAGGACUGGAACAUAAUCCGGAGACUAUAGAUGGACCUACGUUUUGGAAAGCUCAACAGCUGCUUUCCCAAAGUGAUAGUGCCAAAUUCUCUUGGGGCGUAGCGGAGUCAAAGGAGGAAUAUGAUGACAUCGACAUGAACAAGAAGCCUGAUCAAACCGAUGCUUCCUCAAAAAACAAAACCAUUAACAUUCAGGAUAAAUUGAAGCAGAUUCGAAAAACGUGCACUCCUCACGAGAAGAAGCUGCUCGGAGGUGUGGUCAUACCUUCGGAUAUUCACACCAGGUUCGAAGAUGUCCAUGCUCCAAAAGAAACCGUGGAAGCACUGAAGACUCUAACAAGCUUGUCAUUGAUACGACCGGAGGCUUUCACUUAUGGUGUACUCGCUACCGAUAAGAUGCCUGGUUUGCUCUUGUAUGGACCUCCUGGUACUGGUAAGACUCUUUUGGCCAAAGCAGUGGCUAAAGAAUCUGGCGCGACCGUUCUUGAGAUCAGCGGUGCUGAAGUCAACGACAUGUACGUUGGUGAAGGCGAGAAGAACGUCCGAGCAAUUUUUACCCUGGCUAAGAAACUUUCACCUUGUAUUGUAUUCAUCGACGAGGCAGAUGCUAUAUUCGCUGCUCGUGGUGAUACUAAACGCUCAACUGCCCAUAGAGAGAUGAUCAAUCAAUUUCUACGGGAAUGGGAUGGCAUGAACGAUCUUUCUGCCUUCAUCAUGGUUGCUACCAAUCGACCGUUUGACCUUGACGAGGCUGUACUGCGCCGACUGCCCCGAAGGCUCCUGGUAGACUUACCUGUCGAGAAGGAUCGCGAGUCUAUUCUCAAAAUUCAUCUCAAAGGUGAGAUCAUCGACGAGUCGGUCUCUCUUGUUGAAAUCGCCAAAAACACACCCUAUUACUCUGGAUCGGAUCUGAAAAAUCUAUCAGUCGCCGCUGCAUUGGCAUGCAUCCGUGAAGAGAACGAAAUUGCUGCCAAGUGCGAAGAUGAUACACCUUACACAUACCCCGAGAAACGUAUCCUCACCAAAAAGCAUUUCGACAGGGCAAUGGAGGAGAUAAGUGCUAGUAUUAGCGAGGAUAUGAGCACGCUCUCUGCAAUCCGCAAAUUCGACGAGAAAUACGGUGAUAGAAAGGGAAGGAGAAAGAAGAGUGCAGGGCUAGGUUUCGGGGGUACGGCAGUUCCAGAGAAGGAUUCUGAGGCGGGGAGAGUGAGGAAAUCACCGAUGGCGGCGUAG
This is a messenger RNA of Sclerotinia borealis F-4128, 3012 nucleotides long. The record is from the annotation of a GenBank genome assembly. Lineage: Eukaryota; Fungi; Ascomycota; Leotiomycetes; Helotiales; Sclerotiniaceae.